This is a messenger RNA of Bombus impatiens (common eastern bumble bee), 2716 nucleotides long. Its product is annotated as lymphocyte cytosolic protein 2. The coding region runs from base 242 to 1978 and encodes 578 amino acids. The record is from RefSeq and is a predicted model, not a curated record. NCBI's taxonomy places the organism in Eukaryota, Metazoa, Arthropoda, Insecta, Hymenoptera, Apidae. Gene Ontology annotation, biological process: cell surface receptor protein tyrosine kinase signaling pathway; intracellular signal transduction. The transcript is spliced from 9 exons.
CAUAAGAAAGUGACCAAUCGGAAUGGCGAUGGCUAGCUCGUCAUACGGAUGUAUGAGAUAGUCGUCAAUGGACGUCAGUAGAACGAGUGGGGCAGGGGAGGAAAAUACGAAGCAGCGAGGGUUGUCAAGAGUCAAGACUCAAGACACCUCGCCCACAAAAACCAGAUGCCAGAUGCAGAUGCGACUGGGCGGUGAACACGUGCGACGCUUUUUUGUCACGGUCGCGUGAACACGCGGUGCAAUGUUCAAAAAGUUGUCGCGAAGCGACGCUCUUGAGGACAUAUCGAAUUGGAGCACCAAUGAUGUGUUGUGCCUACUUCGAAAGAAUGGGCUGCAGGAGUGCUGUAAAGCCAUCACAAAACGGCAGGUCGAUGGCGACGAGCUGCUGCACUUGACGGAAGGGAAGCUGGCGUUGUGGAAGAGUGAUCUCACGCGUCCAUUGAUAUGGAGUCUCUGGACAUUCGUGGAGGAAGUAAAGAAGACACCUGAAAAAUUCGUAGAAGAAAAGAUACUCGAGAUUCAAUCGAACGAGGACCCCUUAAGCGACACCGGAUCCUGGGGAACCGAUUUCGAAGACGAAGCAAACGAGGAAAAUACCUUAGCAGAAACUCAGAAAGUUUCUCGAUCAAAUUAUGGAGCCAAAAGUAACAACCAUAAAGAAAAUAACGCGGACCUUAAACAAGAAGAUGUCCGAGCAAAGGAAGCAAGGUCUAGGCAAGGGGAAGAAGGAACUUACGCCAAUUGUGGUCCCAUGCAGAAUGACGAGAGCACGUAUGCAAAUUGUCAGGAGACAAGCACUGUGCCAUUAAAGAAUACGUCCAGAUUGCAUAGCCAAAUGGAAAAGUCUCUGGCCGAGCAACUUAAAGAACAAUUAGAAUUUAGAAAUACCAAAAAGCCAAUGGCGGUACCGAAGUCUGAAGCAUUGAAAGGAAAAAACGUGGAGGUCUCGGUUCUGAAUGUUACUCAACCCCGGAAAUCGUUUCUGCAUAAUGCGUCGAAAACCAGGACGAACAACUCUAAUCAGAAAAGAAUGACAGUUCCACCGCCACCACAGCCAAAAAAGAACAAAGACCAAACGAUCGUUGAAAAAUCGAGCAAAGACCAAACAAAGCCUCCUGCAACGCUUAGGAACCUCGAUCUGGUUGCGAAUUUGCCUACAAGAACGGAAGAGAGCGAAGACGAGUAUGAAGCGUUUGAUGAACAAAUAAUCGAACAAAAUCAAAAGAAGAACAUGUUGAAGGUGGACAGUAAGCAAUCGUUGAGCAGCGGUCAUCAAAGUUCCGCGGAGAGUGUUUAUCAACCACCAAGUAUUACGAGCUACGAGGAAGAAGAAGAACAUUACGAGAUUUACGAAUCGAUUACGGAAACAUCAGAUGAUAAUGGGUACUAUUUAAAUCCCAUUCAGAGGCCGAUAAAUACAAAAUCACCCCCGCCAUUACCAGCAAAACCUCCCCAGUCAUCAACUACCCCCUCUCCAACUCCAACUCCAAGUCGAACAGAUCUGGACAAACUAAAGGAGAGAUCUCCUGAGAAGAAAUCGGCCACAUUGCCUCAUUCUCAUAGCAAUACUUCUUUGUCAUCGGAAAGGGCUACGAGACCACUACCUCCACCGCCUGAGAGACAAUCAUACGUUGAUAAGCCUUGGUUCCACAAUGUUACCAGAGAACAAGCAACAAGUCUUAUCAAAGAACAAAGUACUUACAGUAAUCCUCAAGACGGAUACUUUCUCCUGAGACCGUCUACGACAAAAGUGAAUAAUCCUUUGGCUUUGGUGCUCUGGUACAAGGAUAGGGUGUAUAACGUUCCAGUCAGGAAGAGACCUGACAAUAGGUACGCAUUAGGAUCAGCAAAAGUAAAUGAGAAAUCGUUUUCGAAUGUCGAGGAAAUCGUAAUGUUUUACACGCGAGAGGAACUUGUGCUUCAUAGCGGUGGCGUGGAAAUGGGGAGCACGAAAUUAACAGAUACUCCGCCUAAAUAAGCCUUUGAAUGCUCUCACAUACCAGCUUAUGCAAUACAAACACUGCCCAAAUACGAAUUUUAAAAGGAAUUAAAGAUCAGACACGAUGGUUUUGCGUGUAUAAUAUUUAUUCAACAAGUGCCUUUUGUACUCGUCAUCCGUCGAAAAUCAACUUUGUAUAUUUUUGAUAAGAUUCGAAUGCAUUCAUAUGAACUGUGACACGCAUAUGGAGAAACGUUUGAUAUCUACAAGGAAGAAAGAAAACAAAUAGAUCUCUCGACGAUAUGAAUUGCAUAUAUUUUUAAUACUAACAUUUACAAGCAGUACUUUAAUGUUGAAUUUGCAAAUUGGCAAUGAGAUUUGAGGAGCAUCGAUGUAUGGUAGUUGUUAUUUUUGUAACAGAAAGAACAAUCACUUUGUACACAUAUCGAUAUUAUCAUUUUUGUAUACUUGCUGCUGUAGGUUUGUUUUUAUAAGAUAAUUCGAGAAAAUGAAAUUUCAGAAGUUAAGCAGUGAUAUAUAUAUAUGCUAUAGAUUUGUAAAUAAUAUCUUUUAAACAGUAGUAUUUCGAGAUACUGCCGAAAAAGUUUCGUAUCGUGUUUUGUUUGGUUUAUUAUAAUUUUAACUUAAGGAAAUAAAUCUAGAUCGAAGAAGAAGUAACUACUCUUUAUUGCUAUUGGUUGCGUAAAAAGAAACAUGUUUGAUUAUAAAAAGUGAUUAUGUAUAUAAGAAAUACUUUAAGAAUAAUGUGAUCUGUAC